AUGUCGGCUGAAGGCUCGUCUGUACCGACCGCAGCGAAGCUACUGGCCGCCCACUCCCGGAACGACGGCGCACAGGCCGGUCCUGUCGUCAGGAGAAGCACAUUCUAUCUGUAUAUCGUUCUUUCUGUCCUCGUUCUUCUGCUUGCCUUCGCUGGUUGGGGUACAUACAUGAUCCGGAUCCGGCGAUAUGUAGAACAUCUACGGCGCCUCGACACGAAUGACAGGACUGUGAGCGCGGAGAAACUGGAGCGGCCAACUUGGCUGAACGUGCACGUCCGUUGUGAGGAAACCUCGGCGAGAGAAGCAGUGCCUGUGUCUGCUUUUAUCAUGGACGAUCCUCCGAGUGUGGCAUUUCCUUUGCAUCGCUUGCGUCUGCUUCCUGCAGUACACGCUCAACCCACGAUCAUCGCGCGGUCGUCUAAGGCAAAGCUGCAGCUGGCAUACCUCAUCGCGAUGCCGCUCAAAUCCACCGCAUCGUCAAGUCCACCCCUUAUUGAGCUUGGUGUGAGGCGUUCAACCGGCAGACUCGUCGCUUAA
Molecule: messenger RNA, 537 nt
Organism: Peniophora sp. CBMAI 1063
Lineage: Eukaryota; Fungi; Basidiomycota; Agaricomycetes; Russulales; Peniophoraceae
Source: the annotation of a GenBank genome assembly